Molecule: messenger RNA, 903 nt
Organism: Penicillium manginii
Lineage: Eukaryota; Fungi; Ascomycota; Eurotiomycetes; Eurotiales; Aspergillaceae
Exons: 3
Coding region: 1-903 (300 amino acids)
Source: RefSeq, a predicted model, not a curated record
AUGGAUUAUAUCGAACACGAAACGAGAAUGUACGACGCCCUCAACACACCGGGACGUCCGACGGAGGAAAGUGGAAUACUAGACCUGGACAUUACUGAAUAUAGGCUUGAGAUGCUCUAUGGUCAAAUGAUUGAUGACUUUACCUGGAAAGUAGCGCAGCGGCCUAUGUCAAUGAACAUGAAUGAACUCAUACGACUGGGAAGUUUACCUUGGUCAAAACUCCCUGAUCUACAUACUUCAUCUAACACAGCCUCCUCAUAUCUUGAAGCCCUCGCGGAUCUCAACAUCAAGCAUCUCAUACAUCAAAGAAACAAUGCGGUAGAGUCUGCAGAUGACUGCCGGCGGAAAUUCGUGGCGCGGAAGCUUUUCCCCAAUGUACUACGCAAUGAUUCGGAGAAUAUGCAAAUUUUCGGCGUCGUGGAUUGGGAGUUCACAUACGAGGCACCUCCUGAAUUAUCGUAUGCGCCCCCUUGGUGGCUGCUUAUUGAGAAACCUGAGUACUGGCCAAAUGGUAUUGGGGACUGGACAAAAGUGGUUGAUUGUCAUCUCAAGACAUUCCUCAAGGUAAUGAGAGACUGUGAAGAUAGAGCGAUCCAACAGGGUCGUUUGAAAGAGGACCAGCGGCUCUCCGGCCAUAUGGGCCAAAGCUGGGAGAAUGGCGAUUUAUGGAUAAUGUAUGCAGUGUUGCACAGCUUCGCCUUUGAUACAAUCUAUUGGCAUAAGAUUGACACUCGCCUUUUUGGGCCUACUGAGAGCCCCGAGGGGGCAUGGAAGGAGAGACUCGACUUUUUGGAUGAAGAGGGAAGAGAUGAGAUGGAAAAACUGGUGGCUCGGAAGCUGAAAGAGAUGAGAAGUAGAGUUCUGGCGUGGGAUCUGGAUAAAUAUAUUGUGGAUUUUCGCUAG